AUGGGAUCGAGCAAGAGUAAAAAAGCUCAUAAGAAAGGAGAUGGUGGUGCUAACCAUGACAGUAUAGAAGAUACAAAAGAUAUAGGUUUUGAUGAACUAUUUCUUCGACUAAAGGAGAAGCAAGAGAAUCUUCAUAAAAGUGGAGUGGUUCAAGAACCGUUAAAGGAGAAAGGAAUAGGAAGUGAAGAUUUAUCUCAGGUCGAACCCAAUGAGAAUGAAGAAAAUAUACAAAAUGAGGAGGACAAGACUAAAAUCAUUUAUUCUUAUGAUGAAAUGAAAAAUUUAUUUGAUUCAAUACAUGAAGAUUACAUGGAUGUUAUGAAAUCAAGAUUACCAAAAAGACCAUUUUGGAGAUUGCCAAGUAAAACUUCAUCUCCUAAAGUAGAACCAGUAAAUAAAAGUGUGAAACAAAGGAAACCAUUUCAAUCACUACCAAUAAAUAGAUACGAGGGAAGUGAUGAAAUUAACAAAAGGUACUCCCUGGGAGAUUUCAAUUUCAAGUCAAAUCAGUUCGAACAUUUGAUUGAUGAGACAAAUUUCCAAAAACAAUCUCUUUUAUAUUCUACUGACUUAAGUCCUAUGAAUAUAAAAAAAGAAUUAAAUUUAAAUAAAGAUGAAAAUUUAGAUUUAGAAAAAUGGCAAAACAAAAUUAAGGAAAUUGAAACUUUACCAAAUAAUAAUCAAAGUAUGUUUCAGAAUGUGCCACUUCGAGCAUCAACAGGAAGUAUGAGUUUAUCUCCUAUUGAUAUGGACACGAAUUUAAAAAAUAAUGAAACUUUGAAUCAGAAUCAAACCUUCUAUAAUUUUGAGCAAAACAAUUCAAAAUUCACAAAUUUUUUCACUUCACCUUUUGAACCCUCACAAAGGGAUACAAAUGCGACGGUAAGCCCUGAUUUACAGCAUAAAAUAAAAUCUACCUCGCCAUUAACCACUUUUACAGAUAUGGAAAAUAGACAAUUCACAAACGAAAGAACAAUUUAUAAUCAAUCUUUUCAUAACCAGUUGGGUCAAAAUUUAAAUGCACAAGAAAAAACAGAAUAUGCGACAGGACACUUUAUGCAGGGCAUAAAAAAUCCUCAAAAAACUCCUAUUAGGAAUAAUUCACAUUUAGCAUCAAAUAAAGAAUCCUUCUCUAUACAACAAGCACCUGAAACAAUAUCUAAUGAAAAUGUAUAUCCAAGACAACCAAACGUAUGGGAUAAUAAUUAUAUGACAAUGUCGCCCAUGAACUACAACUGGGUACCUCCUAACCCAAAUAUGUGGUAUCCAAAUAUGAACAGUAAUGAAUAUCCAAACUAUAUUCCUCAAGCUAUUCCAAGAGUGACAUACCCUCCUAAUAAUGAUAGACAUAACUACAGCCCUAUGAAUUAUCAACGAAAUCCUUAUCCCACUCCAGUAUACUAUCAAGAUCCGUAUCCUACAGAUAUGUAUGCUAGUUGUAAUCCUAGCUAUAAAAUUGAAUCUGAGGCAAAGGCAUAUUACCCAUCAAAAAACUAUCAAGGCUCCACUAAUUAUUCGAACACUCAUCAUAAAAAAAAUAUGCUUUCAAAUAGUAGAAAUUGUUUUAUGGCACAGUCCAAUAGAUACUAUAAUAGAAUAGAAGAUGGGAAUGAAUUUCCAACCCAGGCAAAUAUGAAAUAG
Molecule: messenger RNA, 1641 nt
Organism: Vanderwaltozyma polyspora DSM 70294
Lineage: Eukaryota; Fungi; Ascomycota; Saccharomycetes; Saccharomycetales; Saccharomycetaceae
Exons: 1
Coding region: 1-1641 (546 amino acids)
Source: RefSeq, a predicted model, not a curated record